UAGGCCCCCGAAAGAAUGGAGGUCAGCCUGAGGAAGACAGACCGAUAAAGGACACCCCGCCUUGGGAGCCCCGGCUCGCUGCCUGUCUGGAAGGGAGGUCGACGGCGAGCGCGUGAUAAACACAGGACGGACCCACGCGGCUGCUGGCCGUCCCUGACCCGGGGCCCCUGGCCGGCCGAGGUCUGGGGUGGGCGAAGCUCCUCCGACGCUGAUGCACACGGUUUUCGAACAGACUCAGGCGAGAGCCUGGGCGGACGAGGGCCCGCUGGCCCCGGGAGGGCAGCCUCGGAGCCGUGCUCACCGCCGGGGUCCGGAGUGGGCCGGGGCUGGUUCAGCGGCAUGAAGGGAAACCGCGGGAGAGCGCGGAGCGCCGGCGGAGCGCCUUCGGCCCCCGGCACGAAAACGCUUGUUCGCUGCUGCGUGCUGCACGCCUAGGUGUGCGGCCAGGAGGGAGGCGGCCCGAGUUCCAGCAGGUCGGGAAUAAAUCACCGCCAGGCGGAGGAUCCAGAGCCGUCCUUCCUUUUGUUGGGCGAGGAGUGCCGGGCCAGCGCGGCCACACCGCCUUUGCAAAGAAGCGGCUCCCCCGGCUGCACGCGGCUCCGGCCCCGGGGGUCCAGGCAUGGACGGGAAGAGGUGCAGCGUGUGGAUGUUUUUACCUCUUGUAUUUACCCUGUUUACUUCAGCUGGAUUGUGGAUAGUAUACUUCAUAGCUGUGGAAGAUGACAAGAUUUUCCCAUUAAAUUCAGCUGAAAGGAAACUGGGUGUGAAGCAUGCGCCAUACAUAAGUAUUGCAGGUGAUGAGCCUCCUGCAAGCUGCGUGUUUAGUCAAGUUAUGAACAUGGCAGCCUUCCUAGCUCUUGUGGUAGCUGUUCUGCGCUUCAUACAGCUGAAACCAAAGGUUUUAAAUCCGUGGCUGAAUAUUAGCGGCUUGGUGGCGCUCUGUCUGGCUUCCUUUGGAAUGACCUUACUUGGUAAUUUUCAGCUCACAAACGACGAAGAAAUCCAUAAUGUCGGAACUUCCUUGACUUUCGGGUUUGGCACAUUGACCUGCUGGAUCCAGGCUGCCUUGACACUCAAAGUCAACAUCAGGAAUGAAGGACGGAAAACUGGAAUUCCACGCGUUAUUCUCUCAGCAUCUAUCACUCUCUGUGUGGUCCUCUACUUCAUCCUGAUGGCCCAAGGCAUCCACAUGUACGCAGCCAGGGUCCAGUGGGGCCUGGUCAUGUGCUUCCUGUCUUACUUCGGCACCUUCGCCGUGGAGUUCCGGCACUAUCGUUACGAGAUCGUGUGUUCCGAGUACCAGGAGAAUUUCCUGAGCUUCUCGGAGACCCUGUCGGAAGCGUCUGAAUACCAGACGGACCAGGUGUAACCCAUCAGGUUUUGCCCGCUGGGGAGGUGGGUGUGGCAGCGGGGGAGGGGCCGGGACACACCCACAGGACUUUUCACAUCCCCUCAUGACACACUGCACACGUCCCACACACACACACACACACACACACACACACACACACGCGCGAGUGCGUUUGUGGCCACAUUUGCCAAAUGAGCUUUUCAGGGCGAGUUAUUUACCGAAAAAGCACAAGCCCUGUGUCGAAAUACACGCUGUUACACUGAAAAUACAAUGCACGACAGAGCAAGAAGCUUGUGCAUGAUCACCCCCCCUUCCCUCUCUGCCGACGCCCCUGCUCUCCUGGUCCUUUUCACCAACCUCAGACAUCGAGGCACCCUACCACGGCGUCGGGCAGGCCAAUCGGAACACCGGAACGAUGCCAACUCCCCACGUUGCCUUCAGACCCAAAGGGCUUGGAAGCGGCUCAUGAUGAAGUUCUGAAUCUGGCACUAGUGCACUUGGAUGGACCGAGGGUCAUCCAGUUGGAUGGAAACCAUACAGGGGUGUGACCCCGCCUCGUACCCUGGGGAGAGCAUGGGGUCAAGGACAGAACUUUCCCACACAAGCUCCUCUCAUCGUGGUUCAGUGGUUGGCUGAGCAGAUCUGGUGAAAGGAUACACUACACGCUGUGAGAGGGAAGCCCGCCACCGUGAUUUGGCCGUGACUGUGACAGAGAAAAUAUUUCCAAAUGUGAGUAUCUGCAAGACCGUGGUCUGCCAGGCGUGCAACAAGAUCAGGGCAGCGAGGGUGUGGUGUCACUUUUUGCUUCCAUGGUAUGCUGUGUUCAAUUUUUAUUUUACAUUUCAUGGGUUGCCUUUUUUUUUCUUUAAGAACUACCAUGGGGCUCUUGAGGCCUCAUGGACAAAGAGGAUGUACGCCAAAUGCAGGAACUGAGCUCGUUUGGGGUUCAACCAUGCUAAAAGAAAAAAAAAAAGUCACGUGCAGGCUUCAUGUGCUACUUCUGUGUUUGAAGCUAAGAAAAUGUUCCAGAAAAGCACAAAGAAAUAUACAUGGAGGUAAUAAAAAGAGCUCCUGCUGGACACUGAUAAACGAUGGGGCUUUCAGAGCAUCUUGUUAAGUCCAAAUCAAGAGAGGUUCUUAAUAUGUAUGUAUUGCUCAAAUUUAGUAUUUUGGGGGCGGGUUUAAGGGCUUUUCACACUUGGAAUUUGUAGAAGCCAAUGAAAAGGCUGCCCUCCCCCCGAAAAACAAAUUGGUGCAGCUAUAGUCCCCUUCUACCCAACACGUGGCUCCCACCUGCAGAGUCUGGAACUCAGACUAACUAUAUAUAUGCCUGGGCGGUAGAGGCUGAGCUGCAUAAAAAAGGGCAGAAUUCUCAAUUCUGAAUGGGUUGAGAUGGACUAAAUAAAUUGACAGACCCUCCUUGAGUGCACUUUGCUUUCCAGAAAUUCCCAAAUUGACUUCAUAGAAGCUUGGGAUUUCGUGGAAUAUAAUGUGAAAAAUGUUUUUUAACUCAUUCCAAACUCUGAGCUCCUUGAGGGGGUCAGUGACUUUUCAUCUGUGUUUAUCCCCUCCCAGCACAGUGCCUGGCACAUAUUAGGUGCUCAACAAACGUCUGCUGGGUAGAAUCACUGAUAACUGGGAACAGGAGAAGGGAGCAUCAGAGAAAGACUCAAAGAUGAGUAAGGGGGAGUUCCUGUUGGGGUGCAUCGGGUCAAGAAUCUGACUUCAGUGGCUCAGGUCACGGGUUCAGCUCCAUCCCGGUGCAGUGGGUUAAAGGAUCCAGCUCACGCUGCAGCUGCGGCUCAGCUUCAAUCCCUGGCCCAGGAACUUCCACAUGCCAUGGGCGCAGCCAUGAAGAAGUAAUAAUAGUAAUUUUUAAAAGAUGAGUAAGAGGGAAGAGACGAUGCCUGUGUCACGAGAGACAGGACUGGGAGAAAUCACGAGUGAGGGCUAGAUGAGGGAGUGAGAAUACCUCUAAAGGAUAAGUCAAAUGUGAGAAAGGAAGCAGAGUGCGCUCUCCUACGAGAAAGGCUUCUUACUGUAAAUAGUCCAAGGUGACAGUUGUUAUUUUUGAAUACUGCUUUGGGGUGGUUUUUUUUCAUUUUUGUAUUUUAAAAAUUUUAUCAGAGAACAAGAUAUAUGAAGUUUUCUUUUACUCUACACAAUCCAAGUUAAAUAGCUUUUGGUGAUGCACUGUACACUUUCUUAAGACUGUAUCUGAUAGCACCUUUUAACAGAAUCAAGCAAUGACUGGCAUUACUCACUGGGACCCGACCACUAAAUAAAAAUCUUUUCUGCAGAUGA
This is a messenger RNA of Phacochoerus africanus (Common warthog), 3655 nucleotides long. It is a transcript of the gene TMEM150C, whose product is annotated as transmembrane protein 150C. NCBI's taxonomy places the organism in Eukaryota, Metazoa, Chordata, Mammalia, Artiodactyla, Suidae. The transcript has 8 exons. The coding region runs from base 620 to 1369 and encodes 249 amino acids. The record is from RefSeq and is a predicted model, not a curated record.